Molecule: messenger RNA, 1969 nt
Organism: Alosa alosa (allis shad)
Lineage: Eukaryota; Metazoa; Chordata; Actinopteri; Clupeiformes; Clupeidae
Gene: ppm1bb
Product: protein phosphatase, Mg2+/Mn2+ dependent, 1Bb
Exons: 6
Coding region: 386-1849 (487 amino acids)
Biological process (GO): positive regulation of canonical Wnt signaling pathway; protein dephosphorylation; negative regulation of canonical NF-kappaB signal transduction
Cellular component (GO): nucleus; cytosol
Molecular function (GO): protein serine/threonine phosphatase activity; magnesium ion binding; manganese ion binding
Source: RefSeq, a predicted model, not a curated record
UGUAGUCCAAUCAUCAAACUAGCAGGAGAGCAAACCCUCCCCUUAACCAGGACUCUGAGCCGAAGGAUAACUGGCCCUUCAAUGGACGAAAAAACGUUCCUCGGUCUUAAAACACGACCUAACUUUAAUAUAUAUUAGAAUAUAUUUAUACGAUUUAAUGUGGAGUUUCUCAGUGGUGUCAAACAUGCGUAUAUAUCCACGCAGUCAAAGAAGAGGACCACCGAAAACGGAGUUAACGUUAUCCUUUUUAUUUUAAAGUCAAGCUUGGUUGUUAUCGAAGCAUUUUUCCACUUAACUUGCUAGCUAGCGAAAAAAUCCUUCGGACAGGGGGUGACAACAGGACGAUCAUCAAUUUGAUUCCUGAAAUUGCCUCAUGUCCUGAGCUAUGGGGGCAUUCCUGGACAAGCCCAAGACAGAGAAGCACAAUGCACAUGGCGCUGGCAACGGCCUCCGCUAUGGCUUGAGCAGCAUGCAGGGGUGGCGCGUGGAGAUGGAGGAUGCGCACACGUCCGUGGUAGGCCUGCCCCACGGCCUGGACGACUGGUCCUUCUUCGCCGUGUACGACGGGCACGCGGGCUCGCGCGUGGCCAACUACUGCUCCAAGCACCUACUGGAUCACAUCAUCUCCAGCAGCGAGGACUUUGGGCCGGGCCCCGCCGACGUGGAGGGCGUCAAAAGCGGCAUUCGCUCGGGCUUCCUGAAGAUCGACGAGUACAUGCGCAACUUCACUGACCUGCGCAACGGCAUGGACCGCAGUGGCUCCACGGCGGUGGCUGUGCUGCUCUCGCCCGACCACCUGUACUUCAUCAACUGCGGCGACUCGCGCGCCGUCCUCUGCCGCUCAGGCCAGGUGCGCUUCUCCACGCAGGACCACAAGCCCUGCAACCCGCUGGAGCGCGAGCGCAUCCAGAACGCCGGGGGCUCCGUUAUGAUCCAGCGCGUCAACGGCUCCCUGGCCGUCUCCCGGGCCCUCGGCGACUACGACUACAAGUGCGUGGACGGCAAGGGGCCCACUGAGCAGCUGGUCUCGCCCGAGCCGGAGGUCUACGAGAUCACGCGGUCCAACGACGAGGAUGAGUUUGUGGUGCUGGCGUGCGAUGGCAUCUGGGAUGUCAUGAGCAACGAGGAGCUCUGUGAGUUUGUGCACUCACGUCUGGAGGUAUGCGACGACUUGGAGAAGGUCUGCAACACAGUGGUGGAUACCUGCUUACACAAGGGAAGUCGAGACAACAUGAGUGUGGUGUUGGUGUGUUUGCCCAACGCACCUAAAGUGUCCGAGGAGGCUUUGAGGAAGGAAGCAGAGCUGGACAGCUUCCUGGAGUCUCGAGUGGAAGAUAUAAUGGAAAAGUCUGGAGAAGAGGGCGUCCCAACCAUGGCCCACAUCAUGCACCAGCUUGCCAAAGAGAGCAUCCCAAAUUUACCACCAGGAGGUGGUUUCAACAGCAAACGUAGUGUGAUCGAGGCAGUAUACAACAGGCUCAACCCACAGAGAGAGGAGGAUGAGGAUGGCGCGGGGGGCUCGGACGAAGAGUCCUCGCGGGCCGCUGCGGCCGCCCACCUCCUGGAGGCGCUGCGGCAGUUCCGCCUCAACCACCGCGGCGAGUACCGGCACGUGCUGGAGGAGGCGCUGGCCAGCUACCGCACACCGGGCUCCAGCUCGUCACAGCCGCUGCCCACCUCCUCCUCCUCCUCUUCCUCCUCCUCCUCCUCCUCCUCCUGCCCCGACAACAGAGAGGGAGAAGAGGACGAGAACAUGCUCCGCUCCCCGCCCCCCUCCCCAGCCUCCGAGGAGUCCUCCGAGGAAGAGCAGAAGCCUCAGCCAGACCAACCCGACAAACCCACUGCAUGACCUCCACAGUCCUGUGGACACACACACACACACACACACACACACAACCCCCAUACACACACACACACACACACUCAUCCUGCUCCUCCUCCAGCUGAUGUUUAGACUCAGUCCCCCCAC